Messenger RNA from Caenorhabditis remanei, 441 nucleotides. RefSeq lists its product as uncharacterized. The record is from RefSeq and is a predicted model, not a curated record. NCBI's taxonomy places the organism in Eukaryota, Metazoa, Nematoda, Chromadorea, Rhabditida, Rhabditidae. The coding region runs from base 1 to 441 and encodes 146 amino acids. The transcript has 4 exons.
AUGCCUCCUCUCUGGAUUCUUUUGCUGGUAUUCUCGGUGUUUUCUGUUCUUGGGGAAGAAGAAUUCAAUGAGAAAAUCAACAUGAAAUUGGAUGUUACUUGCUCUGUUCGACCGGAUUGGUGUUUCAAUAUCACAAUUUUCACUGUCAAAGUUGUCAAGAAACUUCCAGUCGAUAUUUAUCCGAAAGUUAAAACCAUUCUCCAGAAGUCGUUCUGUUCCAAGACAGCACUUUCCAGCCAAUUGUUCGAAGACGUCAGCGUCGUUUCCCCAUUCAAAAACGGAUUCCGUGCCAACUACCAACUCUCUCACACGUGUUCUUCCGAUGGAAAACCUGAUUGUGUGGUUCUAGACAGUCCUUAUUUUAUUACUUUCGGAAAGGAAUUCAAGUUUGCUCCUCAUAAAAUUGGAGUUCUCGCUGGACGAGGAGAAUGUAAAGAAUGA